This is a messenger RNA of Penaeus chinensis, 1232 nucleotides long. RefSeq lists its product as uncharacterized. The record is from RefSeq and is a predicted model, not a curated record. The transcript has 2 exons. NCBI's taxonomy places the organism in Eukaryota, Metazoa, Arthropoda, Malacostraca, Decapoda, Penaeidae. The coding region runs from base 382 to 1029 and encodes 215 amino acids.
GUGUCGAGGCGGCGCUCAAGAACGACAAGGGAAGCGACGCUCGCCUCGUCUCCUUCACGGUCCAGGAAUGCACCAAUAAAGGAGACAACUACGCAAAGCUUGUGGCCGGAGUUAUUGUGAAUUACACGCUUUGUGAAAUAGACUAUAAGCCAUCUUAUGUGGUAAAGUACAACCCCAGAUCUUUUAAAGCAUUUGAAAAGUUUGCUUGGGUUGUGUUUAGAAAGGAAACCUUUUUUACCAAUAUCUGGUGCAUGAAAUCCAGUCACAGUUACAAGAAGCUGGCCAAACUCCUCUAAGAGUUCCUCAGUGUUUCCACACUUCCUUAAAAGAAUAUCAAGAGGUUGUCUUCCUGGAGGAUUCAAGAUCGACCGCGAGAAAGACAUGGACGUCGCCCACAAAAAGCUCGUCCUCGAGGAACUGGCCAGACUCCACGCAGCCUCAUACCUCCUCAAAGUCAAGAUCCCAGACCUUGCAGACAAGUACCCAGGCCUGAAUCUGGAUUGGCUGAACUAUGCUGAUGACGCAAGGGAUGUAUUGUAUAAGACAUUUUCUAAGCAGAUGGACACAGUUAAAGAUAUGCUGAAUAAAGUGGGAGGGUACGAAGUGGCGGAGAACUGGCUCAGCAGAAACAAGGGGAGAGUGUUAGAGAUACUGGACAUCAUUUCUAAAAGAGUCCCGCCUUUUGACGUGCUGUGCCAUGGUGACUGUUGGAACAAUAACAUGCUCUUCAGAUAUAAUGAAAAAGAGGUUCCUGUGGAGGUUAUGUUAUUAGACCUACAGAUUUGCCGCCAGACAUCCCUCGCCACCGACCUCACCUACCUCUUCCACACAAGCCUAGAGGGCCAUGUAAGGAAGACAAACUUUGACACAUUUCUAGACAUCUACUUCUCGGCUUUCCUCGGUGUCACAGAAGCGGGGAAGACUGCCGUGCCCUUCUCCCGGCAGGAGCUUCGACAGGAGUACAAGAACCACCUUGAAUAUGGCCUGCUGCUGGCACUGAUGAUCAUCACCAAUUUAUUAUCAUAUUAAGUUCUUCAUUUUCAGUAUUAUAUUCAGUAUUGUAAGCAUAGAAGGAGUUACACCGUCCACUGCCGUGUAUAUCCUGGCUCUCAUUAUUCUAUAAUGAAAGUCAAUUCAUAACUCUAUUUUGUUAUUGAGUCUCAGAUGAGUUAUAUAUUUUUUCUUAUAAAGAUGCAAAAGAAAAUGGACAUCAUGCCUUUAGCUAGAGGUAU